Sporisorium graminicola is the source of this 1512-nucleotide messenger RNA. RefSeq lists its product as uncharacterized. Gene Ontology annotation, cellular component: oligosaccharyltransferase complex; membrane. NCBI's taxonomy places the organism in Eukaryota, Fungi, Basidiomycota, Ustilaginomycetes, Ustilaginales, Ustilaginaceae. The record is from RefSeq and is a predicted model, not a curated record. Bases 1 to 1512 code for a protein of 503 amino acids. The transcript has a single exon.
AUGCAGUUGCCACUGUUGCUGGUCACUCUGCUUGCAGCACUCGCAAUCACAAUCCAGGCGGCAACACUGCCCGACUCUUCCGUCUGGACCAACACCAACUACCUCAAGCAGAUCGACCUUGCCGGUUCCACAUCGCACGCCCUCACCACGCUCACCAUCAAACCCAAAUCCGCCUCUUCCGCCGAGACUCUGCCGUAUUAUUUCCUGCUGAGCGCUCAAGAGGCAGAGCAGUUGUCAUGGAGCCGACUGACAGUCAAACCGGCACUCGAUUCGGUGCUUGCGUCUACAUCUGAGCUCAAAGGAGGUGCACGACCCGUGCUCGCGCUCGAACCGCAGGGCGCAGUGGACGGCGAUGCCAAUAAAAGUUUCCUGUACAAAGCUGAGAUUCCUACCGAUGUUCUCGGUGCAGACGGGGCUUCUUUGACGCUCGAGACCACGCUCAGCCACGUUACCGUGCCACUGCCGAGCACCGUCAAGCAGACCGAACCGCAGCUCUUCCUCUGGACGGGAGACGCUGCCAUUCGCUCACCUUACACGACAGUCAGUGGGAAAAUCAAAGUGAAAGCAGCUUCUCCCAAGAUCGUCGAAUUCACCCCGCAGGACGCUACCAAGUCUGGGUCGAUCGUCACCUUCGGACCAUUCUCCAAUGUUGCCCCUCUCGCUACCGCACAAGAGUUGCAGAAAGCCACAGUGCAUUUCCAGGCGGACACCCCACGAGCGACUAUUGUUUCGCUCGACCGAACCGCCGAGAUCAGCCACUGGGGCGACGCACUCUCCAUCACCGACCGCAUCCUCCUGCGCAACUCGGGUCCCUCGCUCAAAGGCCAUUUCUCGCGCAUCGAGCACCAGAUGGCCUCCUUCUACAACCGCGGCUCUGGCUCUGCGCUCUCCUCGCUCACCUUCACUCUGCCCGCAGGCGUAAAAGACCCGUGGUUCAUAGAUCAGAUCGGUAACGUGUCCACCUCGCGAUUCCGAGGCUCCGCCCCCGACCCUGCGCUUGUCUCGGCCUCUACCGGACUCCCCUCGGCGUCCGCCAAACUCUCGCUGCUGGAGCUGCAGCCGCGCUUCCCGCUGCUCGGCGGCUGGAACUACACGUUCAGCAUCGGCUACACUCUGCCCCUCAGCGCCGGCGGCUGGACCAAGCGCCUCUUUGGCUCGUCCGACUACGUCACCGCCGUCCCGCUCUUCACCCCGCUCAAAGACGUGGCUGUCAACGCGCUGUCCACGACGAUUGUGCUUCCGGAGGGCGCAACGAGGGUACAGGUCGAGCUGCCGUUCGAGAUGGACGGCGUCGAGAACGGCGUGACCAAGACAUACCUCGAUACGGUGGGCAGGCCGGCGGUUCGGGUGGAGAGGAGGAACUGCUCGCCCCAGCAUGCGCAGUUGGUCUAUGUCAAGUACACCUUGACGCACCGCGCGAAUCUGAUCAAGGUGGGUGCGGUUGCGGCGGUGACGGCGCUCUUGUUGGCCGCUACGGCGGUUGUGCAGAGGGUCGAGACUAAGAUUCGUUAG